This is a messenger RNA of Sphaeramia orbicularis (orbiculate cardinalfish), 984 nucleotides long. RefSeq names its product cellular retinoic acid-binding protein 1. The transcript has 4 exons. Bases 89 to 502 code for a protein of 137 amino acids. NCBI's taxonomy places the organism in Eukaryota, Metazoa, Chordata, Actinopteri, Kurtiformes, Apogonidae. The record is from RefSeq and is a predicted model, not a curated record. Gene Ontology annotation, molecular function: lipid binding.
AGAGCUUGAAGAAGAAAAGGAGCAGCAGAAGAGACGGACGAUAAGAGACGAAGGCUGGCACACAAUCAACACACAUCACACGAGAAAAAUGCCAAAUUUCUCCGGCACCUGGAAAAUGAAAAGCAGCGAGAAUUUCGACGAAUUGCUUAAAGCUUUGGGUGUGAAUCCGAUGUUAAGAAAGGUCGCAGGAGCAGCUGCAUCAAAGCCACAUGUGGAGAUCAGACAGAACGGAGAACACUUCUACAUCAAGACUUCCACCACAAUCCGCACCACAGAGAUCAACUUCCUCAUUGGAGAGGAGUUUAAUGAGGAGACGGUGGAUGGCAGAAAGUGUAAGAGUCUGGCCACUUGGGAAACGGAGAACAAAAUUUACUGCAAACAGACCUUAGUGAGCGGGAACGGCCCCAAGACCUUCUGGAGCCGAGAACUCAGAGGGGAUGAACUUAUUCUGAUCUUUGGAGCCGAUGAUGUGAUUUGCACAAGGAUCUAUGUACGAGCAUAAGAAUAAUUCCGCAUCUUUCCAAGUUCACAUUUCCUGCAACAAACAGAUGGCCAUAAAAACACAUAAAUGAUGCAAGACCGCCAUGCUACAGAAAUACAUCCUGCUUUGAUAUAAAACUAAAUGCAUUUUACUGUUCUUUGUUUCUGUGUUUAACUUCUCUGCUUGGAUCAAAGUCAAAUUGUGAUCACAUUUUGUUUAAUUCUCCAAAUCUUUGGUCAGGUUGAAGAGGCUGCAGAUAUGAACCGAUGAAGGAAAUAAAAACGUCACGUAAAAUUGAAUCUAUUCAAAGGAAAGUUUAAUGCCAAACACCAUACUACACUCAUGUACAACGUCAUAAAAGUCAGAGAAAGGACACGUUUAAACAAGGUACAAACAAUGUCUUAUGUACAGUCAGCUCCGGGACGUCCUGUGUUUUUUUUCCAAUAUUAAACACAGUAAAUAUAAAAAUAAAAACCCAAGUAAUAAACUGUUCCAAGAUUGUC